UAUAAUUAAAAAGUUGGACUUCUGUUUAUAUACUUAAGAAACUUGUUUAUCUACCAACUGAACCAAAUUGGUUAUCUCUUGGACAAUAUAUACAAACACAAAUUCAUAGCUAUAUCAUUUUUCUUUACCCCUUAGUUUCUCACUUCUGUGGCUAUAUAAACCCCUUCAAGCCUAAUGGUUGCGCCUCACUUUCAAAACUUAAAAGAGUGUCUCAUUUAAUUUCGAUUAUAAUAAACCUUAAGUGUUUGUUGCCAGCUUCUUUGAGAGACCCCAAUAUGUGUUCUUUUUCUUCAGAACAACCACCAUAUGCUCCUCUUGCUUUUGCCCUUCACCGUAGUCCAUGGCCCUCCAAGAGACAGCACCAGCACCUUCGCUUGAGCCUCCAUAAAAGAAGGAGAGCGCAAUUGCAAGAAGCAAGGAGGAAAAAGAUGAUUGUGUUGAAGACAGAAAUCAAGAUGAGAAACUUGAAGUUGUAUAUGGAGAACCAAAGCAUCAUAGAGGAGAAUGAGAAGUUGAGGAAGCAAGCAGUGCUUCUUCACAAAGAGAAUCAGGCCCUCUUGCUUCAACUCCAAAAGAAGUUUUCUGAACAAAAUAACAGCAAAACCAAUUAAUAGCUAUAAUUAGCUAGCUAAUAUAUACACUUAAUUUUGUUAAGGCCAAAAACUAGGAAAAUUUGAAGGGUUUGUAAUUGAUCCUUCUUUAUGCGGAACCCUGAAUCUUAGAUGUAUUUCUUUUGUAUCAUUUGUUCCUCAGUAUUAUGUUACUAAACUUAAAUGUCUUGCAAGAGUUUAAUUGUAAACCACUACAAGAAACAUAGUACUGAGCAAUGUUACUAUAUAUUAGUUUUAUUUUGUCAA
Messenger RNA from Cajanus cajan (pigeon pea), 857 nucleotides. RefSeq names its product binding protein (gene ZPR2). Lineage: Eukaryota; Viridiplantae; Streptophyta; Magnoliopsida; Fabales; Fabaceae. The record is from RefSeq and is a predicted model, not a curated record.